CCGUUAAGGUGCUCGGUCCUUCCGAGGAAGCUAAGGCCGCGUUGGGGUGAGGCCCUCACUUCAUCCGGCGACUAGCACCGCGCCCGGCACCCGCCAGCCCAGCACUCCCGCGCCAUGGCCUCGGUCUCCGAGCUCGCCUGCAUCUACUCCGCCCUCAUCCUGUACGACGACGAGGUGACCGUGACGGAGGAUAAGAUCAAUGCCCUCAUUAAAGCGGCCGGUGUAAACGUGGAACCUUUCUGGCCUGGCUUGUUUGCAAAGGCCCUGGCUAAUGUCAACGUUGGGAGCCUCAUCUGCAAUGUAGGGGCUGGUGGACCUGCCCCAGCAGCUGGCCCUGCACCAGCCGGAGGACCUGCCCCCUCCACUGCUGCUGCCCCAGCUGAGGAGAAGAAAGUGGAAGCAAAGAAAGAGGAAUCUGAAGAGUCUGAUGAUGACAUGGGCUUUGGUCUUUUUGACUAAACCCCUUUGUAACGUGUUCAAUAAAAACCUGAACUCCUU
Loxodonta africana (African savanna elephant) is the source of this 498-nucleotide messenger RNA. It is a transcript of the gene RPLP1, whose product is annotated as ribosomal protein lateral stalk subunit P1. Gene Ontology annotation, cellular component: ribosome; cytosolic large ribosomal subunit. Gene Ontology annotation, biological process: cytoplasmic translation; translational elongation. Gene Ontology annotation, molecular function: structural constituent of ribosome; ribonucleoprotein complex binding; protein kinase activator activity. NCBI's taxonomy places the organism in Eukaryota, Metazoa, Chordata, Mammalia, Proboscidea, Elephantidae. The transcript has 4 exons. The record is from RefSeq and is a predicted model, not a curated record. Bases 115 to 459 code for a protein of 114 amino acids.